CAGUUGAGUACGUGAAUUCGAACGCGCCGGUUGUGUGAGCUGCGCACAAAGUGAAUGUGAAAGUGGAGGAUUAACUAACUAGUAAACUAACGGCUCGUAUCAAUAACGAAGGCGCAUAGUGACUAUGUAAAUACAAAAACAAAACAAAUGAAAUAUACGACAAUAAAAUGCCAUUAAAUUCAAUGUCAGCCAUUUGCAAAUAGUUAACAAAUAAAAACAUAAAAUAACAGUAUAGUGCAAUUUAAUAGAAAAAUAAAAAAAACAAAGCAAAUUUCAAAAUGUACCCGCAAUCAAAAGUGCCACCGGUUCGGCCGCGUUCCAGUUUAUCAACAGACGAUCAUCAUUAUCGCAUACGUGACUGUGAUGCGCGACAUGUACGCAAAAAACCGAAUAAUGCCUUCAUAACGCUUGUCGGUUUCUGUUUGGUACUUUUUGUGCUCUGCGCAUUCCUGCUGGGUGCGCUCAUUUACGUUGGCAGAAAUAUUGUGAACGCGCCCGCUUAUACGUCAGCUGCUGUGACAACACCAACGGCCGGCGAAUAUUUGACAAAUGAACAGCUGUUUUCACCAGCAGAUUUAUCAAUUUUGCGUAUUAGAACAACAACGGAUUAUUCUACUUCAUCGGCAACUUAUUCCACGUCCUAUAUCAACAUGAAAUCAGCAACUUUAACCAUUGAACCAGCCAUAGCAGCUGCAUCCAAAGUGUUGCAGAAAUUAAGUUUUCGUCUACCAAAAGAAAUACGACCACAACAGUAUAAUUUGCGUUUGCAACCGGAUUUGGUGAAUAAAACGUAUCAAGGCAGUAUUACAAUUAAAUUGGAAGUGUUGAAACCAAUCUCCUAUAUACCGGUGCAUGCGAAAACAUUGAAUGUCACAACAGAAGAGGUGAUGCAGCUGAGUGAGGCUGGUGCGCCACUCGAUAAAUUGACGCCCACUUUGACCUUUGCUCAUCCAGGUUUGGAAUAUUGGGUGACAGAAUUUACAGAUCCUUUACAAGUCGGCAACUAUUCGUUGCGUUUGUCUUUUAAUGGUUCGCUGACUGACCGUAUUGUUGGUUUCUAUGCGUCAUCAUAUUUGGACACAAAAACAAAUCAACGCAGAUGGAUUGCCACCACCAAGUUCGAACCGACCUAUGCGCGCACAGCCUUCCCUUGCUUCGACGAACCUGCACUGAAAGCCUCUUUCAUAAUCACAGUGGUACGGCCCACUGAUGGCGGCUACCAUGCGCUAUCCAACAUGCCUGUUGAAAGUGAAGUGGUGAAUGGUAAUAUUACGGAAGUAACAUUCGAACAAAGUGUGCCGAUGAGCACAUAUCUCGCCUGUAUAAUUGUCUCCGAUUUUGCUUCACAAUCUAAAACCGUCAAUGGCACACUGGAGGGUGCUGAAGAUUUUGAGAUGCGCGUAUUCGCCACAUCCAAUCAAAUUGAGAAGGUCUCUUAUGCUUUAGAGACCGGGGUUGGCAUUACUGAAUAUUACAUUGACUAUUUCAAUGUCUCAUAUCCGUUACCCAAAUUGGAUAUGGCAGCCAUACCUGAUUUUGUAUCGGGUGCCAUGGAACAUUGGGGUUUGGUGACAUACCGUGAGACUGCGCUGUUAUAUGACCCUAAAAUCAGUUCGAGCGCAAAUAAACAGCGUGUGGCCACAGUGGUGGCGCAUGAAUUGGCACAUAUGUGGUUCGGCAAUCUGGUGACCAUGAAAUGGUGGAAUGAUUUGUGGUUAAAUGAAGGUUUCGCCAGCUAUAUAGAGUACAAGGGUGUUAAUAAAGUGCAUCCAGAAUGGGCUAUGCUUGAUCAAUUCAUUGUUUCUGAUUUGCACAAUGUACUCGAACUGGAUGCCACAUUGGCUUCACAUCCCAUUGUGCAAACGGUUGAAAGUCCUGCGCAAAUCACAGAGCUUUUCGAUAGUAUUACUUAUUCGAAAGGUGCUUCCGUUAUACGUAUGCUAGAAGAUCUAGUAGGUGGCGAGAAGUUCCGCAACGCCACCAAAAAUUAUCUGUUUAAAUUCUACUAUAGCAAUGCUGAGACUGAUGAUUUCUUAACUGAAAUCGAAGCACUGGAAUCCGAUUUCGAUGUGAAAUUAAUUAUGCAAACAUGGACCGAACAAAUGGGUUUGCCUGUUGUUGAGGUUAAGAAGGAGGGCAAUACGUAUACGCUUACGCAGAAACGCUUCUUAGCAAAUCCAGAAGACUACAGUGCCAAUUUCGAAGAGUCGAAAUUCAACUACCACUGGUCCAUACCAUUAACAUAUUUCACAAGCGAGAAUGCUGAGGUUGGACGCACAAUCUUCAACUACAACGAUAAUGAAGUUAAAAUAACGCUAAACAAUGCUGUCGACUGGAUUAAGAUAAAUAAGAAUCAAGUUGGUUAUUAUCGUGUUAAUUAUGCACCCGAACAGUGGCAAGAACUGACAAACGCGCUAAUUAAUGCACGCGGCCAGUUUAGCAAUGCCGAUCGUGCACAUCUCAUCAAUGAUGUAUUCACCUUAGCCGAUGCCUCACAAUUGGAAUAUAGUAUUGCAUUGAACUUGGCGCUUUACCUGGAAAAAGAAUUGGACUAUGUGCCAUGGAGUGUUGCCAGCUCACGCCUUUCCGAUAUCAGAAGUUUACUUUACUAUACAGAUUCAUAUCGUGACUUUGUCGUUUUCGGACGAAAAUUACUUGCGCAGGCCUAUUCGAUGGUCACAUGGAAUGUUAGCGAGGAUCAUUUGGACAAUUUAUUACGUGUUAGUAUACUAAGCCUAGCAGGACGUUUCGAAUACAAGCCAAUGUUAAGUGAAGCCGCCACACGCUUUACGGCGUGGUUAAGUAGUCCGAGCGUUAGACCCGAUCCUGAUAUACGUUCGGCUGUGUAUUAUUAUGGCAUGCAAAGUGUGGGCAAUGAGGAGUCAUGGAAUCAAGUUUGGGAAUUGUUUAUCAAUGAGCAGGAUGCGCAAGAGAAAGUCAAAUUAAUGGAGGCUUUAGCGGCGGUGAAUUCACCAUGGAUUUUGCAACGUUACAUCAACUUGGCCUGGAAUGAGAGCUACGUGCGCGGUCAAGAUUAUUUCACUUGCCUUACCUACAUUUCACGCAAUCGCAUCGGUCAAAGUUUGGUGUGGGAUUAUGUGCGUGAGAAUUGGCCACGUCUAGUUGAACGUUUCGGCAUCAACGAACGUUAUUUGGGUCGUUUAAUACCAUCGAUUACUGCCAACUUUGUUACACAAACCAAAUUGGAAGAAAUGGAAGCAUUCUUUGCUAAAUAUCCCGAAGCUGGUGCUGGCACAGCAGCACGCAAGCAAGCUUUGGAAACUGUAAAAUUCAAUAUUAAAUGGCUGCAACAGAAUAAGGCGAAAAUAGCGCAAUGGUUGGCAGAGCAAAAAGCGGCAGGUGAUAAUGCGAGCACUGAAACCCCAACAACAACAACGGAAGCUGCUCGCAACUAAAGCAGCAGAACCACAGCAUUUGUUGUUAUUCCACCCAAAGUCAUGAUAGCGUGAAUUUAUGAAAGCUUUUGUUUAUUUUUUAUAUAAAUAUAAAUAGUAUUUUAACAUAUGUAUGAAUUUAUGUAACUACUUUAAUGAAAGUGUAUAUAUUGUUAACUUUUAUUGAAGUCUAAAACUUGAAAUGAAGACAAUAAAAAGGAAUUGUUUGUACAAUA
Zeugodacus cucurbitae (melon fly) is the source of this 3631-nucleotide messenger RNA. Its product is annotated as glutamyl aminopeptidase. Gene Ontology annotation, molecular function: peptide binding; zinc ion binding; metalloaminopeptidase activity. Gene Ontology annotation, biological process: peptide catabolic process; proteolysis. NCBI's taxonomy places the organism in Eukaryota, Metazoa, Arthropoda, Insecta, Diptera, Tephritidae. The record is from RefSeq and is a predicted model, not a curated record. Gene Ontology annotation, cellular component: cytoplasm. The transcript is spliced from 11 exons. The coding region runs from base 279 to 3416 and encodes 1045 amino acids.